UUCAAAAAUGUUACCUAUUCCGAUCGUGAAAAUCAAAAUCGGAGACUACCCUAACUGUUGGGACGGAAGAAAGAUCAGGAAACCUGGUCCAAAUCUCGUUCUCCUUCACACUCUUGCUCUCAAUCUCACUGGCGCUCUCGAUCGUGCUCCUCCUCUGCUUUGCACUCUCGCUCUCAAUCAAACUGGUGCUCUCGAUCGUGCUCCUCCGCUCCUUGAAUCUCUCACUCGUUUCAACAAAUUCUAAGGUUGGGUUUGUUAUUCUCUGUUUUAAGGAAGAAAAAACUGAAGUAAUUACUGGAAACUAAAGGAAAGAAUUGGUACAUCUGUGAAAAGAGCGACUACUGUGUUAACCGUCAGAUGAAGCUACUCAUCCAUGUUGGAUCUACUGCUCCUGCACCUGCUCCUACUUCCGGUGCUCCUCAUUCUUUGUCGUCGUCGUCGUCAUUUUACAUUGCUGCAACUCUUGCCAUUGCUGCCAUUUUAUUCGUCUAAGAUUAGUUUGAGGUGUUUAGCAUGUAAUUAGCUAAUUGAGAAUCAUGUCGAGGACCUGAGUGGAGCUUUAAGCAGGAUAAAGCAUUUGAGAAUGCCUUGGGUACUUACCCUGAGGAAGAUUGCUGCGGAUGUAACUGGGAAGACUUUGGAAGAGGUUAAACAACACUAUGAACUUCUGGUUGAUGAUGUCAACUUAAUUGAAUCUGGGCGUGUGACUCUACCGACUUAUAAUUCUACUUCAGAAGGCUCAACAAGCAAUGCUAGUGAUGAAGGAGCUGGCAAGAAGGGUGGCCAACCUUGGAAUUCGAACGAGUCUAAUAAUGGAUCUAAGGCUUCAAGAUCAUAUCAGAAACGUCGUAAGGGUGGCACUGGUGUUGCUGCUGGCAUUGAGCAAUGAAGCAAGAGUUAAUGGUUAUGGUAGUUCUGAGCAAUGUGAAUAUAGUCCAGAACUAGCUCCAAGACCACACAGUGUCUCAAUUUUGGAGUUUGGUGCUAUUGGGGAUAGAAAGACACUGAAUACCAUUGCAUUCCAGAAUGCAAUAUUCUAUCUCAUGUCAUUCGCCGAUAAGGGCGGCACUCAGCUUUAUGUACCGCCUGGACAAUGGCUCACCGAAAGCUUCAACCUCACUAGCCAUCUUACCCUCUUUCUAGAAAGAGGUGCUGUCAUUAUUGGAUUUCAGGAUCCAUUUCAUUGGAAAGUUAUUAAUCUUUUACCUUCUUAUGGACGAGGAAUCAAAGCUCCCGCCGGAAGAUACCUUAGCUUGAUAAAUGGAUACAUGUUAAAUGAUGUGGUCAUUACAGGCAACACUGGGACCAUAGAUGGUGUUGGAUCGAUUUGGUGGAGAUCCUUUACUUCUCAUUCCCUGAACUAUAGCCGACCUCAUCUAAUCAAAUUAGUCGCAUCUAACUCGGUGGUAGUUUCAAAUAUCACAUUCCUGAAUACCCCUACAUAUGGCAUCCACCCAGUUUAUUGCAGCAAUGUACAUAUUCACAAUAUUUCAAUAUCAGCUCCUUCAGAAUCCCCUUUCACUGUUGGCAUAGUACCAGAUUCUUCUGAUAAUGUUUGUAUAGAAGAUAGUACAAUUAGCAUGGGGUUUGAUGCAAUUGCACUCAAAAGUGGCUGGGAUGAGUAUGGCAUUACCUAUGGCAGGCCUACAAAAAAUGUGCACAUUAGAAGGGUGCAUCUCUAAUCUUCUUCCGGCUCUACUCUUGCGUUUGGUAGUGACAUGUCUGGUGUCAUUUUGAAUGUCCUAGUGGAGCAUGUUCAUCUCUACAACUCAAAAACUGGCAUUGUGUUCAGAACCACCAGGGGAAGAGGUGGUUACAUCAAGGAGAUAGUUAUAUCAGACAUAGUUAUAUUAAAGAACAUGACUGGGACAAGAUUCUCAAGUAAUCUAAAAGAGUGGCAUGGAUAAAAUUUACAUGGUUUUGUUUUGUUAGUAUGUGUGCCAGCAUGUAAAUUC
This is a messenger RNA of Arachis ipaensis, 1955 nucleotides long. The record is from RefSeq and is a predicted model, not a curated record. NCBI's taxonomy places the organism in Eukaryota, Viridiplantae, Streptophyta, Magnoliopsida, Fabales, Fabaceae.